Messenger RNA from Salvelinus sp. IW2-2015, 897 nucleotides. RefSeq names its product sterol carrier protein 2. The record is from RefSeq and is a predicted model, not a curated record. Lineage: Eukaryota; Metazoa; Chordata; Actinopteri; Salmoniformes; Salmonidae. Gene Ontology annotation, cellular component: cytosol.
CAGAGAAGCAUAAUAAGGAAUUCCGGUUACAAAGUUGAUUCACAACACAGCAAGCAUAAGAGCUGCAUCGGCCUGUUUGAAAAUGGUUGUUUCAAAUUUCAAAAUGCGCGAAUCACAGGUUGUAAGGUAUGGUGCACGUGCAGGACUUUUAUUUUAAUAUGAGCUCCCAGAGAAUCCAGGCAGUUAAAACCAAUGCAGAGAGCAGCCUGGAGAGGUUCAAGGCCUAUGCAGUCUUCCAGGAGAUAAAAAAGAAGCUGGAGGAGGAUGGAGAGUCAUUUGUGAAGAAGAUUGGGGGGGUGUUUGCCUUCAAGGUAAAGGAUGGUCCGGAUGGUGAAGAGGCKAUCUGGAUAGUGGACGUGAAGAAUGGCAAGGGYUGCGUUCACAAUGACACAGCAAAGAAAGCGGACUGCACCAUUGCCAUGUUGGAUGCAGACCUGCUGUCCUUGAUGACGGGGAAAAUGAACCCACAGACAGCGUUCUUCCAGGGCAAGCUGAAGAUCACAGGGAAUAUGGGAAUGGCCAUGAAGCUCCAGAGUUUGCAGMUGCAGCCMGGCAAAGCCAAGCUGUGAGGUAGAACCUGGGGCUACAGUCAGAGGUUACCUCCCUAGCACUAUUCUAGUAUCAGAUCUUCAUAUCCUAACCUGAACCACUAGGGGUUACAACAACAAAACUGGUCCUAGACCUGCACUAAGGGGUAACUUCUACCAUUUCUCUAGCUCAACAGCAGCCACCCCCAUCCAACUCUAGUAGUGUGAGGAGAGGAAGGACCCGCACUGUAGUAAGAGMGAAUGUGAGGAGAGAAGGAUGAGAUGGAAUAAUGGAUGAAGAGAAAGACUGUUCUCCCUUUCGCUCUCUGUGACCCCUAUGUCUUUUUCUAAUAUAUUAAUGACCAGAAAA